AUGACGUCUCGAGACCUUCUUGAAAACGAAGCCCUGCUCGACGAGGAGGAGGACGAUGGAUCCUAUGACAGCGAAGAGGGUGAUGGCCCCAAGGAACACGAACGGCAAAAUGGGCAAUUUGAAGAUUCCAGCGAAGAGGAGGAGGAUGACGAUGACGAGGAAGCGGAACGCGCAGUCCGUGAAGGCUUCAUUGUCGAUGAAGAUGAGGAAAUAGAGGAACGGGAAGAACGUCGUCGUGAACGGAAAAGACGUCGUCAGGAGGAACGCGAGCGUGAAGACGAGGCGCUGGACGAAGAAGAUAUCUACCUGAUCGGAGAAAAUAACCCUGAGCUACAGCGCGCUCUCCCCACUGAGCAGUCCAAGUUCAAGAGACUAAAGCGCGGCCACAAGGCGGACAGAGAUCGCCAUGUGUCUCACGGCAUCGACGACAUGUUCAACUCCGAUGAAGAGGAGGAUGAGGUCGAUCGUUAUAGCCGGAUUGGACGCCACGAGCGGAGAGGAAUGGAAGAUGAUAUGGAGAACUUCAUCGAGGAGGAUGUGUUUUCUGAUGAAGAUCUUGACCAGUUAAAGGAGGAUGAGGAAAUCGCCCGCCCCAUGAGAAAGGGAUUGUCGGGACUAGGUGUGACGGAUGCCACAGGCCUGGACGAAACAGCGCUAGAGGACAUGCGCAUGGCCUUUGGUGAUGGAAAUGACUACAUGUUUGCCCUUGACACCGAAGAACAAAAUGAAAAGAGGGAUGAAGAUAAGGAAAAGCAUCUGGACUUGAAGGACGUCUUCGAACCAUCUCAGCUAGCGGAAAAGAUGUUGACGGAGGAAGACAAUGUCAUUUGCUUCACCGAUGAGCCCGAACGAUGCCAAGUCGCGAGAAAACAACAUAAGCACGUCAUAUUGACUGAGGAGCAGUUUAAAGAGGAGGCCAUUUGGAUAUCAAACCUUAUGUUAUUAAAAAAACGCCUAGAUCCGGACCUACGCGAACCGUUUCAGCGAUCUAUCGCCAAAGUCCUCGAGUUCAUGAUAACAGAUGACUGGGAAGUUCCGUUUAUAUUCCAGCAUCGCAAGGACUACCUCAUCCAUGCUGCAAAGGUCCCCGUCUCCCCCGAUCCUUCUAAUCCAGAUGGUCCAGAAUAUGUCGUCAAGGCUGAGAAGCUCUUGAACAUGACGGACUUGUGGGACAUCUUCGAAUACGAUUUGAAGUUCCGCUCGCUUAUCGACAAACGAAACACCCUGCAGAAGACCUAUGAUAACCUGCAAACCAUCUGCAACGUCCAUGAUGACAUCUUUGAAUCGAUGUUGCCCCUGGCUGUAACCAUGGAGGAGCUGCAGGACGUGCAGGAAUACCUCUAUUUCCAGUAUCCCACUCAGCUAAAGGAUAUCGCCAUUGUUAAUGGAAGUGGUGAGAAUGGGACUUCUAAACAGCGACGGAAAGCUACUACGAGAUCUUUCUCUGAACGUGUCAGAAAUAGCCGUGCAUACGAGCUAGUUCGUGCUUUUGGUAUCACAGCUGAUGCUUUCGCACAAAAUGCUCUCAAGGAAGGGAAACGACAAUAUACUGAAGACCCCGUAGAGCCACCCGACGUGACGGCGGAUAAUCUUCUUGACGACAUCUUCACGAACGGUGGCCAUGCCUUGAAGGCUGCCAAAGCAAUGUUUGCUGAAGAGAUUACCAUGAGUCCCAAGAUGCGCAAGGUCAUGAGACAGGCUUUCUACAUGAACGGCAUUAUUGAAUGUUUCAGGACUGAAAAGGGGUUGAAAAGGGUUGACGAACAACAUCCUUACUACGAAUUCAAAUAUCUACGAAAUCAACAGCUUACAGACAUUGCGAGACGACCUGAGCUUUUCCUCCGAAUGCUCAAGGCGGAGGAAGAAGGGUUGGUGGAUGUUAAAGUCCGGUUCCAGAACUUUGACAAUUUCAAGAAAAAUCUAUAUUCGCACAUUGUCUCUGACAAUUUCAGUGAACUGGCUGAUGCGUGGAAUAGAGAGCGGAAAGAAGUCGUUGAUAUGGCCCUUGGAAAAUUAGAGAGGAUCAUGAGCCGCGGUGUAAAGGAGAAUAUCAGAACGGAAUGUGAGAAUCAUGUUGCCAAGGAAUGCAGAGAGGCGUUCUCGUUGCGGCUCGACCAGGCUCCCUAUAAGCCGAAGGGUAUGAUUCUUGGCACUAUUCCCAGAGUCCUUGCAUUGUCUAAUGGAAACGGUAUUGUCGGGAAGGAUCCCAUUUACUGGGCGUGGGUUGAAGAAGAUGGCAGAGUGCUUGAAAAUGGGAAAUUUACUGAUCUCGCCCCAGGAGAUUCGGGUCGCAUGAUCGCUGAUGGGAAAGACGUGGCUGCCUUUGUUGAACUCGUUGAGAGACGCAAACCUGAUGUCAUUGGUGUCUCUGGGUUUUCGCCGGAAACUAGAAAGCUUUACAAGCAGCUGUCGGAUCUUGUCUCUUCCAAGGACCUGCGUGGCGCUACCUAUACCAACGAUUACGAUGAGGAGGCUAAUGAUCUCCUGGAAGUGAUUAUUGUGAACGAUGAAGUUGCGCGGCUCUACCAGACUAGUGAACGGGCUAAGAUGGAACAUCCUAGUUUCGCGGCUCUGACUCACUACUGUGUCGCACUGGCCAAGUACCUGCAGAACCCGAUGAAGGAGUAUGCAUCACUGGGCAGAGACAUUGUAUCGAUUCAGUUCAAGCCCGGUCAGCAACUGGUUCCUCAGGACAAGAUCUUGAAACAGCUCGAAACGGCACUGGUGGAUAUGGUCAAUCUCUGUGGUGUUGAUAUCAAUGAGGCUGCAACCGAUACUGCCACUGCAAAUCUACUCCCUUACGUCUGCGGACUUGGCCCCCGGAAAGCUGCCCAUCUUCUCAAGAUUAUCAACAUGAACGGGGGCAUUGUUAACAAUCGGAUCGAGCUUCUAGGAGUCAAUGCACAUUAUCCAGCUAUGGGGGUUAAAGUUUGGAAUAACUGCGCUAGUUUCCUCUAUAUUGAUUACGAUAGCACGGACCCCGACGCUGACUACCUCGACAAUACUCGUGUCCACCCCGAAGAUUAUGACAUUGGUCGGAAAAUGGCUGCUGAUGCCCUUGAGCUUGACGAGGAAGAUAUCAAGGCUGAAACAGAUGAGAAUGGGCAGGGAGCUAUUGUUCGUAAACUCAUCAAGGAAGAUGCGCAGGACAGAGUCAAUGACCUCAUUCUCGAGGAGUAUGCCGAACAGCUCGAGAAGAACCUCAACCAGCGAAAACGAGCUACCCUCGAGACCAUCCGUGCGGAAUUACAACAACCAUACGAGGAGCUGCGUAAACAAUUCGUCUUCCUUAGCACAGACGCUAUCUUCACCAUGCUCACUGGCGAGACCCACGAAUCCCUAGCCGAAGGGAUGAUCGUUCCCAUAUCCAUCAAGCGCGUUACCGAUGACCACAUCGACGGCAAAUUAGACUGCGGCAUCGACGCAGUCGCCGGCGAAGUGGAAAUCACAGAUCGCUACGACAUCCCUAUCCGCAGUCUAUUUGCACCCCACCAAACUGUCCAGGGCAAAAUUCUCUACCUCAACCGCAAACUCUUCCAGGCUAACGUCUCCCUGCGAGAAAGUGAGAUUAGCAAGCCGUAUCGACGCCACUUUGAUCGGUUACGUGGAGAAUGGGAUGACCGACAAGAAGACGCUGAUCGCGAAGCGUCACGUGAGAAGGCGGAGACGAGCGGUAGGACGAUGCGUGUUAUUAAGCAUCCGCUUUUCCGCCCGUUUAACGCGGCGCAGGCAGAAGAGUUUCUUGCGCCGCAGAGUCGGGGGGAUGCCGUUAUUCGACCGUCGUCGAACGGCAUUGAUCAUCUCGCGGUUACUUGGAAGGUUUCUGAAGGUAUCUAUCAGCACCUUGAUAUCCUGGAGCUGGAUAAGGAGAAUGAAUUUUCGGUGGGAAAAAUUUUGAAGGUGGGCGGGCGGUAUUCGUAUAGUGAUCUUGAUGAACUUAUUGUCAAUCAUAUCAAGGCUAUGGCGAAGAAGGUGGAUGAUAUGAUGAUGCAUGAGAAGUUUCAGGAUGGGAGUAAAAGCGAUACCGAGCGCUGGCUGGACACAUACACGAAAGCCAACCCACGCCGAUCUGUUCAAGGUUAUUCCGCAGGGGUAUGA
Messenger RNA from Paracoccidioides brasiliensis Pb18, 4098 nucleotides. RefSeq names its product transcription elongation factor spt6. Gene Ontology annotation, biological process: transcription elongation-coupled chromatin remodeling; mRNA transcription by RNA polymerase II; nucleosome organization. Gene Ontology annotation, cellular component: transcription elongation factor complex. The record is from RefSeq and is a predicted model, not a curated record. The coding region runs from base 1 to 4098 and encodes 1365 amino acids. Gene Ontology annotation, molecular function: nucleosome binding; histone binding; DNA binding. The transcript has 5 exons.